Thlaspi arvense is the source of this 2295-nucleotide messenger RNA. Lineage: Eukaryota; Viridiplantae; Streptophyta; Magnoliopsida; Brassicales; Brassicaceae. The record is from the annotation of a GenBank genome assembly.
AUUAAUAAUGGAUUUUCCUUCUUGGUUUUACUUUCCUUCUGGAAACUUCUUCUUUCCUCUCCAGCCACGCUCCCGCAAUUUUCCGACGACGAAGAAUCGGAGGAGGAAGAAGCUCAGUUUUCAGACGAAAACGAAAUGGAGGACAAAGAAGGCGAGGUCAUUCAAUCGGCUCCUCCUCUCCAAAUCGGAGAAGAAAGAGUUCGCGGUGCUUCAGACGUCAAGAAAAAGCUUCUCAAACUCGGAGCUGGCUGGGAAACUCCAAAAAUCGACGACGAGGCAUCAUUUCACUUCGUUUGUACUUUUCCUCAUGGAGAAAUUUUCGAUUCCUCAAAAGCUAUCAAUAGACCACUAACUUUACCGAUUGAUGUAGAUGAAAAAGGAGAACUUGCAUUGUUCACUUUCCCUGUGGAUGAUGAGCUUGAUGAUUGGCCUAAAAGUUCCAUGACUCAGGUUAAAAUUGAACUGAUGUCUUGGGUUUCUGUGGUCGAUGUUUGUAACGAUGGAGGUAUCAUGAAGAGAGUUGAAGGGAAAGGCAGUAAGGAUGAGAAGCCUGGUGUUUUGGAUAAUGUUCUUGUGAAGUACCACGUUGAUGAUGGUGUUCUGGACAAAACACCGGAUGAAGGGAUUGAGUUUUGUGUCAAAGAUGGUCAUCUGUGUCCUGCAUUGUCAUUGGUAAUUGUAAUCAUGCGUCCUGGAGAAAAGGCCAGAUUGGUUGUUCUGCCUCACUAUGGGUUUAGAGAAGAAGGAAGAAAGCCAAUUGGGAAGUUCCAUGCUAUUCCACCAAACACUAUGCUAGAGAUUGAUUUAGAGCUGGUGUCCUUUAAACCUGUUAUUGAUGUUUCGGGUGAUAUAAAGAUCUUCAAGAAAGUUAUUAGAGAUGGCGAAGGCUCAAGUGUUGCAGAUGAUGGUGCCACUGUCACUGGUACGAAUAAUGAAGAGAAAAUAGAGACUGCUAACAGAAACAAAGAAGAAGGCAAUAUUCUAUACAAAAAUCAAAAGUAUCAGCGAGCAGCAAAGAAGUAUGAAAAGGCUGCAGAUUGUAUCGAGAAUGGCUCUUUUGAAGGUGUUGAAGAGAAGCAAGUCAAGGCUUUGAGAGUAUCUUGUUUCUUGAAUGGUGCAGCCUGUAGUCUAAAACUAAACGAUUUUCAGGAAGCUUUCAGGCUAUGCUCUAAGUUAUUACUCUUGAGUAGCUUUAACUCAAACAGUAGAUGUUCUAUGUACUUUUGUACCAGAUACAUUGGAAAUGACUUCUACUGUUUGUUGUCGCAAAUGUUACGCAUUGAGUUCCAAAAUGUGAAAGUUUUAUAUAGGCGUGCACAAUCUUUGAUUGGGACUGGAGAUUUGAUUUCAGCGGAAAUGGAUAUAAAAAAGGCUUUGGAGGCUGAUCCUGAGAACCACGAAGUGAAGUCUCUUCACAGGACAUUGAAACAGUCUAAAGCUGAGAGCAACCAGAGAGACGCCAAGCUUUAUGCAAACAUGUUUGCAUCAUGUAAAGUAAAAACUGAAACUUAUGGAGGCAGAAGAAGAGUCGUGAAAUUGCUCAAAGUAUCUCUCUCUCACAUCAUUCUAAAGUUCUGUAUGGUUUUGUUCUUCCGCCGAGAGAUCAUUCAGAUUAGAAAAGGUUUUUUCUUCCACUGGGUAUAUGAGAGAACAAUCAAAUUAAGAAAAAAGGUUCUGUUCUUCCGCUGGGUUUACGAGAGAAUUCAAAUUAAGAAAAAAUGGUUUUGUUCUUCCCAUGUGUCUACGAAAGGUUGCCCAAUUUAUAGAAGGUAAGUCUCAUCGUUCUGAUUUUUCUCAAGCAUUUGAAGACUGGUGGUUCUGAGAUAGCCAGUUGGCAGGCACUCCAAUACGCGAGCAUGCUAUACCUACUCCCUCUGAAUGCCAAUUGUUCGGGCUCUUCUAGGCCUGCGGGACCACAAGGGUGCUCGCUCGUCCUGGGUGGUUGUUCGCCAGGCUCCCCUUGCAGUCCUGACUCCAACCUUCCGGUAGAUGUUAUGUAGGUGUUAUCUACUUCAAUUAUUCAACUUACAUUAGUCAUUGAAGUAUUAAGUUCAUAUCAAUCCAUAGGUUAAUGUGAAAAUACCAAGUAUGCAAUAGAUAUUUUAAUUCAAGCAGAAAUAUAAAGAUUGUUUAGGCUAUCAACCCAAUCAUCAACCAAACAAAACUAGCAAGAGCAGUGAUUAAGCAAUGAUCAAUGUAACAAAGACAAGUGAUUAAGCAAAAUUCGAAAUUCAAUAAACUAAAAGCAAAGAUCCUAGAUGAGGCUAUAGAGUUAGAGGGAUUUAAACACAAGAC